Messenger RNA from Hyalella azteca, 953 nucleotides. RefSeq names its product spidroin-2. Gene Ontology annotation, cellular component: extracellular region. The record is from RefSeq and is a predicted model, not a curated record. NCBI's taxonomy places the organism in Eukaryota, Metazoa, Arthropoda, Malacostraca, Amphipoda, Hyalellidae. Gene Ontology annotation, molecular function: peptidase inhibitor activity. Bases 75 to 848 code for a protein of 257 amino acids. The transcript is spliced from 3 exons.
GUCUGGUGCUACGUCUCAGGACAGUUCCACACGCCUUGCCUUCGCUUGUGCUUCCAUCCUCUUGUCUGAGAAAAAUGCGUUUCCUGACACUACUGACGCUGGGGGCGCUUCUGGGCGUCUCCCUAGCAGACGACACUCCUGACACUGCUGCUGCUGCUGCUGCACCUGCUGCAGAUGCUGCCUCCACCAGGAGUUUAGCCAACCCAGCUGAGCCCCAGACCAGGUUAUUCGGCCUCGGCAACGUGAUCGGCAACUUGCUGAACUCGUGCUCGCGCUGCAACCCCACAGACCAGGCCUUCGCUAACAGGUGUUGCCAGAGCGGCCAGCAGCAGUGCUGCUUCGCCGUAGGAGGAUUCGGACCAGGAUUUGGAGGUGGCUUUGGAGGUGGGUUUGGACCUGGAUUUGGAGGUGGAUUCGGGCCUGGAUUCGGUGGUGGAUUUGGGCAACCCGGACUUGGAGGCGGAUUUGGUCCCGGAUUUGGAGGCGGAUUUGGGCCUGGAUUCGGAGGCGGCUUUGGGAGCAACACCAAGCCAGGUUUUUGCCCCCGGCAAGGAAUUUUCGGCCCCCUGACCCGCAGCGCCGCUGGCGCAGGCCAGAACGCCUCACCUGCCCCAUCACGUACCACUCGCCAAGCCCCAGCAGCUGCUGCCCCGGCUGCCACCGGAGCCGCCCCCAGAAGCGACGACCCCAGUACUAGGUUCCUCCCCAACCCCUUCGGUCCUGGAUCUCUCCUCCCCAACCCCUUCUGCAGGGACGAGUGCUUCAACGACUUUGACUGUCCCGGCAACCUCAAGUGCUGCCUCCGCGACUGCAGAGUAUGCAACAACCCCACCUUCAACUUCUUCUAAUUUAGCUACUCUUUACUGGAAAUGAUAUUUUUCCAUUCUAUUCAAGCAUUUGAAUGGAGAACAAGAAAGACAAAUUUUUAUAAUAAUUAAAAUAAAUUAAAUUAA